Messenger RNA from Perca flavescens (yellow perch), 888 nucleotides. Its product is annotated as nucleoside diphosphate kinase A1. Gene Ontology annotation, biological process: GTP biosynthetic process; UTP biosynthetic process; CTP biosynthetic process. The transcript is spliced from 5 exons. NCBI's taxonomy places the organism in Eukaryota, Metazoa, Chordata, Actinopteri, Perciformes, Percidae. The coding region runs from base 113 to 571 and encodes 152 amino acids. Gene Ontology annotation, molecular function: nucleoside diphosphate kinase activity. The record is from RefSeq and is a predicted model, not a curated record.
UCUCCGCCUCCAAGGAUAAAAGGCGGCUGCGCAAACUCUGUCGGUCUUCUCCCACGUCAACCAGAGCAACAGCUACCAGAAAUCCACCAGUCAACCGAGCUUUAUAAUAAUCAUGGCCGAGCAGAAGGAGCGCACAUUCAUUGCCAUCAAGCCCGAUGGUGUGCAGAGGGGCAUCAUUGGAGAAGUCAUCAAGAGGUUUGAGACCAAAGGCUUCAAACUUGUGGCCAUGAAGAUGCAACAUGCCUCUGAGGACCUCCUGACGCAGCACUACCUCGACCUGAAGGACCGGCCCUUCUUUCCUACCCUCAUGAAAUACAUGACCUCUGGUCCAGUUGUUGCCAUGGUGUGGGAGGGCAAAGGUGUGGUGAAGACCGGCAGGGUGAUGCUGGGUGAGACCAACCCCGCUGAUUCCAAGCCUGGGACCAUCAGAGGAGACUUUUGCAUCGACGUCAGCAAGAACAUCAUCCACGGCAGUGACUCCGUCGAGAGUGCCAACAAGGAGAUUGCCCUGUGGUUUAAAGAUGACGAGCUGGUCCACUACACCAGCUGUGCUGCCAGCUGGCUCUACUGAGCACUCUGGGUCCUGCAGCAGUCCUUGCACUGGUUGGAGACCAGUAAAACAUUAGCCUCAGAUUUCCCUCUUUUCGUCCAUAGCCUAGAGGAGAAGAACUGAAGUUCUUCAUGCCUCAGUCAUCCCAUUCCCCCUGCCCCCCUACUCAUCAUACUGUACUUGGAUCUGGUCCCUGCUGAGAUCUACGUCUAGUCAGAAUUCAUUCCUCAGUCCCAUUCCUUUAGGAAACAUUCCAUCAAUCCUUACAUGUACAGUUAAUGACUUUGGCUGUUGGUUUUGUUAAAGGUGAUCUGCUUUCCAAUAAAAUGCACACAAUA